CGCUGCAUCAGCACUGCACAAACCUCCAAAACCACCAAUCCUCUCGCUUUGAUUCUCUCUCUCUCUCUCUCUCUCUCUCUCCUCCACUCUUCAUAUGCAAUUCCCAAUUAACAUUCACCAACAAUUUUGAGAGCAGAGGGCUCGAAUUCGAUCACAGCCAAGAUGUCGAGCUCCAUCUUGCUCUCCCACCCUCUCUCCCCACACCUUCAUCUCCCAAAACCCAAAUUCUGUCCCUCAAUAGCCUCAAAGCCCUCCAAUUUCGAGCUCAAAAAUGUUUCCCUGCGCCGCCCCUUGAAUUCCAGCUCCACCGAUGCCCCUCGCAAGCUCAGGAAUCUCGUGCUAGCGCGAGUGGCGGAAACUGAGGCCGAGAGAAGUGAAGCCUCUUCCUCCCUGAUUGGCGAGGAUUCUGCGGAAUUCGUGUUGUCUGAGCAGAAGAUUUCUUCCUGGGUUUAUUUCACGCUAGUUUUGGGCGUCGUGCUGUACAUUCUCGACGUGGUUUGGAUCGACAACUCCACCGGCUUCGGUAAAGCAUUCGUCGACGCUGUUUCGAGCGUUUCCGGCAGCCCCGAGGUUGUGAUGUUGGCUCUUGUUUCGAUAUUUGCAUUGGUCCACAGUGGCUUAGCUAGCCUGAGGGACGUGGGUGAGAAACUCAUUGGAGAACGAGCUUUCCGUGUUUUAUUCGCAGGCGUGUCUCUUCCGUUAGCUGUUACUACUGUUGUUUAUUUCAUCAACCACAGAUAUGAUGGUGUGCAGUUGUGGCAACUUCAGGGUACUCCUGGGCUACACGAGCUUGUUUGGUUCGCCAACUUCGUUUCCUUCUUAUUCCUUUAUCCUUCGACCUUCAACCUGUUAGAGGUUGCAGCAGUUGACAAGCCCAAGAUGCAUCUCUGGGAAACUGGAAUAAUGAGAAUAACUAGGCACCCACAGAUGGUAGGGCAAGUAAUCUGGUGCCUUGCUCACACAAUUUGGAUAGGGAAUUCAGUUACAGCCGCAGCUUCUGUGGGUUUGAUUGCGCACCAUCUCUUUGGUGUUUGGAACGGAGACCGGAGAUUGGCCAUACGAUACGGUGAAGCUUUUGAAGCUGUUAAGAGUAGGACUAGUGUGAUUCCUUUUGCAGCUAUUCUCGAUGGGCGUCAGAAGCUACCAGAGGACUACUACAAGGAAUUCCUCCGGUUGCCGUAUAUCUCAAUAACAGCCUUGACAUUAGGGGCGUACUUUGCUCACCCACUGAUGCAGGCUGCCAGCUUUGGUCUACAUUGGUAGAAUCGCCUGCUGUAUAGGAGCAAGUCUCGGUUUUAUGGUGCUGUUCACUUGAAGAAUGAAAGCAGCGCGUUUGUUUUCAGUUGGGGCAUUUCACAACAAAUGAAACAUAGAUUAUUCAAAUGUGUAGUAAGAAACUAAAAUGCUUUAGCCUAAUACAAAAUUACAUUGCUUGCAA
Messenger RNA from Salvia hispanica, 1438 nucleotides. It is a transcript of the gene Z-ISO, whose product is annotated as 15-cis-zeta-carotene isomerase. Gene Ontology annotation, molecular function: 9,15,9'-tri-cis-zeta-carotene isomerase activity. The record is from RefSeq and is a predicted model, not a curated record. Lineage: Eukaryota; Viridiplantae; Streptophyta; Magnoliopsida; Lamiales; Lamiaceae. Gene Ontology annotation, biological process: carotene biosynthetic process. Gene Ontology annotation, cellular component: chloroplast.